UUUGAUCGGCGUCGUCUGAUGUAGAGGUUGACUUAGGCCAAGAAAAAUACCCCAUCACGUUGGUACUGCUGUAUUCAAGCUACUAUGGAGGCGCUUGAGGAUCUAAUAUAUGAGCAACCAUCGUACUCUGCAUGUAUUAUCCAUAUCACACGGUCGGGCAAUACGACGGUCUCGAUCUGAAGAGCAUUUGCCUUCUAGCUACAAAGCCGAAGAAGAUCUUAAUAUAAGGAGGAAUUUGGUGACAAUCAGGACAAUCCCGAGUUUUUGUCCAGUUGGGAAACUGACAGUGCAGUUUAUAAGCAAAGAACAGCAAGAAGCAAGAAAAAUUAUAGAAGAAUUUUCUGGGAAUCAAGAGAAACAAAUUAGAAGGAGGAACAGAAGCGAAGGAGAUUUGCAACUAACUGAGAAAGGGCAAACGGAUUCAUUAGAUACCGCAGCUGGUUCACAGCCUUGGUUAAAAAUCACAAUGUCCUUGGUACCGGCUGCAUCCCCCCUUACAACUGUCCAUGGUUUGGAAGAGGCUCGAGAUACCAUCAAGAAGCUCAACGAUAGCCUUCUGAAGGAGAAGAGGCUAUCAGAAACGAAGGACAUGACUAUUGAAAAUUUGCGACAUGAGAUAAAUCUCUUGGAUCAAGAACUUGUUGAUAAACGUAAAGAGAAUGACAAACACAACGAAGAAAUGCGGAAAUUACGAUCGAAAACAACUGCGCUAGAGACGGAGAAUAAAAUUCUGGAGAGGCAAGUGAAGAUGAUGAAUGAAUCGAAUAAACGACUUCAUAACGAGCUACACGAGUUACGAAACAAGCUUCGGAUUCAGGAAACCAAAGUCGGAGAGCUUCGGGUGCAGAGGUCGGAAGCCGUUCGGAAGUACGCUCAUCUUCUACAAACAAGCGUUGACAAAGGAACACGGCUACGAUAUUUUCUGCAGCAAUUGCAAAAUGAGAUUUUGGCUCACAGUGUAACCUCGAAGAAGUUUCAUGUGCAAAAACAAGUGCUGGAAGAUCUUAUGAAAGAAGACAGCGAAGAAGAUCUACGGUUCAAGAAGUACGGGUUAAUAUCACCGCAAAAGAUGAGAAGAGGCUCAUAUUUGUUGUCAGAGGAGGAAAAGCAAAUCCUGCGCAAAGACUUAGAGGUUGCUUUGGGAAGCAAAAAUAACAAAAGACCAGACAAAAGUAUCCCCAUUGAAAAGCUGACGACAGCUACUGAACGAAUUGUUACUGAGGGCUUAAAAUCUCGGCUGGGGAAAGACAACGAAGAAACCUCGCAAAUGUCGAAGUUGAUCGAGGAGGCGAAGUACCAGAUCAAAGGUUUGGACCGGAUAGAAUCUUCACAUGUGGAGACCUCCAAAAGGUUAGAGGACAAAGUUGGAACGCAAUUAAAAGUGCUGGAAGGCGAACUCAAAGAUUUGUCCAACGAGCUAAAAUUGGCGCAGAUCUCAAAGAGAGAAGACGAGGAAAAACUUAGAUCUAUCAGGAAAUUCUCCGUCGCAGAUAAAAAAGUUGACAGUAUCAUUCUAGCUCGAAGAACAUCCCAAAUUGAAAAGUUGGAGCUUGAAAGCGUGAUAAACAACAUGGAGAGAAGAAUGAGCGAAGACACUAGCACUCCUAUGUCACCGAGAGAGGCUGAAAUGUUGUCAAUGAAGCAUAAAAUGGCUGAAGUGCUGGAGGACAAGCUAAUGCUUUCAGAUGAGCUGAUUGAGUCUCGUACCAGUCUCUCUAAUUUGGAGAAUCUACUGGAAAGCAGGGGCCUGGAAAAUAAGAAAAUGGAGCAAGAACUCGAGGAAAAAGAACAGCGAAUUUCAGUGGUACAGGAACAUUUGAGGGAAGCAAGCAUUGAAACUUAUAAUCUUAAGGAAGAGCUAGAGGCCACAAAACAGGAGCUUUCGGCGAGAAGAAGAGAGGAAAUAGCACAACCGGAACUAAAAGCCAAAGAUCGACCUCACAGGGUUGAAUUAAAUUUUACACCUACCAGCCAGCCUGCAUUGGAACAAAAGGCAUGGAACGUAAAGAAGGAGUCAUCUAGAGUGAGAAGUAACAGCCCCUCCCUAGAACCAAGCACGGAAAGUUCUCCACUCAAACGAGAAGACGAAGAAGUACAAGUUGGUAACGAACCACCGAGUCCCAGACCACUUCAGAGAAUUCGAUCUGAGGAGGAUCUACGUAGAAGAACUUUAAGAAGGACGUUAUCCUUAGAUCCUAAAGGAUGGGAAAGUUCUCUGCAAGGUUUAGAAAGAAGAAGGUCAUUAGAUCCAACAGAUUUUCGAACUAAACAGGAGCGCAAAGUUACCACAACAAAGCUGAAGUUGGUACGGCGAGCAGAUAAAGCGAUUCAGGUAGAAAGUAGCGAACAACUUACCAAGGCGCCAGAAAAUUUCACAGAUUUUGAACGUACAAGAGAAGCCUUGAACAGAGACAACCAAGAACUUAGAGUGAUUCUCGGAAAGCAAGACGAAGAGAUCGCAAGCCUCGUAAAUGAGCUCGGAAAAAUACGAGGAGGAACGAAAGAUUCUGCCGAGAGUGGAGAAGACAGUAUGCCUUUUAACUAUCCCAAGAGAGUGUCUGAACUGUGGACGUCCCUUGAAGGGACUAGGAAGGAAAAAGAAGAAGGAGAAAAAAGGAACAAAGAGCUGCAAGAUGAGCUUGAAAGACAACAGCAAGAGAUACAAGCUAUCAUAAGGAAUUUGAAACGAGAGAACCCCCAGUUACCGUUUGAAGCUAGGGACAGUUUCAAAGCAAGCCUACAAACCGAGAGGAAAAAUUACUUUAAAAAGGGAAACCCAGAUUCUCAGCAAAGUCGUAGCUUACAAGAGUUUGUGAGUGAAAAUGAAACAAAAAACAUGAAACAUGAAUUCGUUUUCGACAACGAAGACGGCCGACGGAUUCCUAACGAGCUUCAGUUAGAGGUAUCAUCGUGGGAAGGCGACACGAUUUCGACCUUGGAGUCAUUUAUCAAUCUUAUGAAGAAAGAUCUGGCGACUUCUUUACAACAGAGUAAAGAAUUGGAAACAGAGCUCUAUAGAAAGGAAGAAGAUUUACGAAAAGCUAGAAAGGAGAUAGCGCUGCAUGAAGGUAAACCCCCUGAACUGACAGCUCGCUCAGAUGAAAGAGUCAAUGGGGAAGAUAGGGCUGCCAAAGAAGUUAUUACGUUACAAACUAAAGUCGCGGAACUGACUGCUUUGUUAGAAGAGACAAAGAAGGAAAAACUUAAAACAGAAGAAAAAUGCGAGAGGUUCACAUCACAAAUUUCAGAACUGAAUGCAGCAUUUGGUCAAAUAAGGGAAGAAAAUGCUCAUUUCGUAAAAAACAUUGAACAGUACAAAUCUCAAAUUAAUGACUUACAAAUUUCUCUUGAAGAUUCAAAGACACAUUUACUCAGAGCGGAGAAGGAGAUUCAAGGGUUCAAAUCUAAAAUAAUAGAUCUACAAAUUUCUCUGGAUGAAAUAAAGGCAGAAAAAGAUGAGGCGAAUGAAAUUAUUGAGCGAUCAAUAUCCAAAAUUCCAGAGUUAACGGCCUUGCUGGACAAUGCUAAUGAAGAACUCAGUACUGCUAAAAGGGCAAUAGAACUGUACCAAACUGAAAAUUUGGAACUGAAAUCACACCUGGAGAACACAGAACAUGAAACUCGCAGUUCUCUGGAUGAAAUUGCUCAAUACAAGUCUCAGAUUUUGAUUCUGGAGGCGUCGCUUGAGAAAAUUAGGAAAGAGAAUGCUAGUUUAAGAGAAGAAGUCAGACAAGAUAAGUCAGAAAUUUUAGAUUUGAAAGCUUCGCUCGAAGUUAAAAGGAAAGAGAACGAGUGGGCAAUUGAAGAAAUUGAAAGAUACAAAUCCCGGUCGGAGACCUUGAGAGAGUCGCUUGAUAAUGUGAAGAAAGAAAACAAUGACAAUUUGAAGGAAAUUGACGACUACAAACAACAAAUUUCUGAUCUGAAGACUUCACUUGGUCGAUCAAAGAAAGAGAGCACCAAUGUAACGAAAGAGUACGAGUUGUACAAAUUUGAAAUCUCCGAUUUGCAAACUUGUCUUGAUGCUGAAAGAAAGGAGAAUCGUGCUGCAGCAGAAAAAAUUGAUAAACAUCAAUCCGAAAUCUCCAGUCUGAAAGACUCUUUGGAUAAAGCAAACAAGGAAGUUAAUGCCAAACAUUGUGAAAGUGAACGCUACAAGAGUCAGAUUUCAGACCUGCAAGCUUCGCUUGAAACAGAACGUGAAGAAAAUCUGGCAGCCAGGAGACAUAUUGUGGAAAAUGAAUCCGAGAUUUGUGAUCUAAAUAGUUCUCUGCAACAGGCCAAGAAAGACAAGGAAACAAUGGUGAAAGAUAACCAACGAUGCAAGUUCCAAAUCUCUGAUCUACAAGUUAUCCUUGAAGACGUAAGAAAAGAAAAUCUCGCCUCAGCGGAGAAAAUUACGAGGUAUGAAUCUGAACUUUUUGACUUGAAGAAUUCUUUCGAAAAGGCAAAAGAAAAAACCAGCCCCAACGAUGACGAAAUCGAAAGUUAUAAGACUCAGAUCUCAGAUUUGCAAGCUACAAUCGAAGAUGCAAGGAGCAAUAAAGAAAGAUGUCAAAAUGAACUUCAGAAUGAAAUAAAAAAGUGCGACGAGAAAGAACAGGAGCAUAAAAUGAAGGAAGCAGAAACGCGACUUGAGAUGGAACGACUGAAAACUAGUAACUCCAAACUCCAAAUUACGAUCAACAAUUUGAAAGCUCAGCUCAUGGAAGCCGACAAAAAGGUGAAAGCCUUGGAAGAUCAGGUAGAAGAAGACAACAAAACCAUUGCACAACUUAUGGAGGAGCAAUUAGGAGUUAGUCGAUUACAGGAACAAGUUAAAGUUUUAGAAACAAAACUCGGUGUAAGGGAUAAGAACUUGGAACAUAAAGUGGAGGAAAUCAUAGAGAAAAAUAAACUUAUUGAGCACUUACAGUUAGAGAAAGACAAACUCGAGCGAUCAUUCGCAGACGAUUCACUGAAACGCGUAGAAGAUCCUUUAUAUUUUGACUCUGUUGAUGGAGAAAUCAUAAGCGAAACAGCUGCAGCUCAAAGUUUAUCUCAGAGUCCUCCGAUAGAUGGCACAAAUGUUGAAGACAUCGAGGAGAUAGGAAACGAUGUCGUAGAAGUCAAGGAACAAUUACAAACUCUCCAAGUCGAGCUGGACGAAAUUCAGAAGGAAAAAGGAUAUUUAGAAGAAACUGUGCGGCGACUUCAGAACGAAAAGAUCAAUCAAGAAAAGGAAUUAGAAUUACUAAGGAGACAGGUCCAAAUUCUCGAGGAUAGCGUAAAGGACACAGAGAAAACACUGGAAAAGAAUGCACAAAAGAUGUUAGAGAAAGAAAACGAACUGCUUGAACUCAUCAACGAAAAAGUAGUGAAGACGAGUCAGAUUGAGAGUCUAAAAGCAAGCUUAACUGCGGCGCUUCGCGAAAGAGAUUCCGCACUGACAGCCAAAGACGACUCCAUCGAGAAGCUGCAAAAAGAAAACAGGACACUGCAAGGCCAAGUCGAGCAGCUUAGAAUGGAAGUUCAGAAACAAGCCGUCAACUGGCAACAGAAAGCGAAAAUGGAAGCUGAGUAUCACGGUAUUGCUGACAAGCUGAAAGAAGCAGAGCUGAAGUAUCUGCUCACCAAAGAAGAGAAGGAAAAGGUUGAAAAAGAUUUGAAGAAUACCACCGAACGAAUGAUCAUGCUGCAAAAAGGACUCAGCGAUGCGCAAGCCUCGGUUAAAAUGAAAGAAGAGAAGAUUAAACAGCUGACGGCUGAGAAUUAUGAUUUGCGAUCACAGAUUAGGGAUAAAGACGAGAGCAUUCAUCGAGAGGAGAAACUGCGCAUGGAAAACAUGAAGUCUUUAGACACGCUGAAGAUAAGGUUGGAGAAGAUGGAAGGAGACGAUAAGAAGCAACGAGAAAGAUUGUUCAGUUUGAAAUCAGCGUGCUCAGAGGCGAACGAAGCGUAUGAGAUCGUCAAGAAACAAAACUACGGGAUGAAGCGUGAGAUCGAAGAAGUGAAGAAAAAACUGAACGAAAAAGAUUCCGCUCUAGAAGUUUCUGAGAAGGAAAAAGAAAAAAUGGAGGAGCAGAUUUUAAACGCGUCAAGAACUAUAGACGACCUGCGCAAAAGUUUCCGAGGAGAUGAAAGCAUUUCUCCGGAUUCUGCUCUAGGAGUUUCUUUAACAUCUGCUUUUGAGUUCAGCUCUGGCCCAAGCAGCCCCAACUCUGUUGCCUCAGAUAAUGCAUUCUCCGGUGAUGGUUUCGGCCAGGAAACUGGACUUCUAUGCAAGAUGCCGACCAUGAUCGAAAGUUUCCGUGCGGUUGUUCGAGAUAACGAAGUAUUGCGUGGAAAAUUGUGCGAAUUCACUGUCCUAAAGGAGAAACAGGAGAGCCAAUUGAAGCAUUUAUCGCAGAUGAAUGAAAUUCUGCAAAACGACGCUGGCAUAAAGGAGAAAAGUCUCAUUGGUCUCGAAGACAAAGUCAAGUCGUUGGAGGCCGAAACUCGAGAAGCUAAAAAUAAAGCUGUCGAGCUCGAGCGCAGUUUUGCCGUGGUAUCGACGCAGGCGGACCUCUUGAAAACAACUCUUGAGAAUCGCGAGAGGGAUUUUGCAGAGUUACACGAGAAAAUUGACCUACAGGAAGAGAAAGAAAAAACCUUGGAAUUGUACUCCAAAUCUGUGGCAGAGAAGUUUGAGCAUGAAAGCAGUGAGAAAAAGAAAUACGAGGAACUUUCUCGACAGCUGCUGGAUGAAAGUACCCGUCAGAAAAACCGGUUUCAAAUCAUAGAAGAAAAGCUUUCUGCUUUGUCAAACGAUCAUGCUGAUAUUUUCCUUUCCGCGCCAAGUGGUGUUUCUAUGGCAACGACAGCUGAAGACAAAGUGGAUGUGCUGUUGAAGAAGAAGAGAGAUUUGGAGACGUUAGUGAGUAGCCUGCAGGCUGAGUGCGCUGAUUUACAACUGGCGAACGGCGAACUGCAAAAGGAUUUAACACAAUACCAGGAAUCUGAAAAACGGUGGCAAGAACUCGAAGGCGAACUUAGAGCUUCGCGCAUUCGUGACGAGCUAUCCAAUGCUAAAGUCAAUAAGCUUGGAGAACAAAAGAGGUCUUUGGAAAAUGAAAACAAAGCCAUGGAAAAGGAUUUGGCCGAGGCGAGGAAGAAUGAAGAAAACUUGAAGAUCAAAGUUGACACCAUGAAAAAGAUCAAUUCGGAUCUAGAAAACGCCAAUGGAAAUUUCCAAGCGGAAAACGAAAGUUUGAAAGACGAUUUACGGCGAGCAGAUGAAGAAAGUUCAAAACUGGCAAACGAGCUGAAGUCGUUUGAAGUAAAAAUGGCUGAGAUUGAGAUAACAAAUGAUGCAUUCCAGGUCGAAAACGAGAAGCUACGGAAAGAUAUCAUGGCGUUAACUGAGGCAAAGUGUGGGGUGGAGUUGACGAUUUCUGAAGCUGAAAGACAGAUAAAGAAACUCAAAGAGUCCGCCGACAAGGAGAAAACAGACAGGGAAGCUAUGCAAACAGUGAAGAACGAAACUUUGAAGCAUUGUGAAGAACUGCAAGAUGAAUUGAACAAAGCGAAAAACCAUAUCACAGCAAUAGAGGGGAAGCAGAAAGAAGUUGAAAAAUCAAUGGAAGAAAUGGAAAAGAGCAAGAUCGCUUCAUCCUCGGAGAUAAGAGGGCUUUCCGACGAACUACAGUUAGUCAAGAGAGACUUGUCGGAAAUGGAAGAACGGUACAAGAAAUCAGUUCAAGAGGAAGAAAAUCUGCAGCAGAAAUUAAACCUGGCUAACUUAGAUAUGGCUAAGCUGACAACUGCGCACCAAGGAAGUCUAAAGAGAAAUGAAGCGAUGGAAAAGAGCCUCCUCGAGUCGAAAGGUAAAAAUGAAGAGUUGGAUAUAUUGCUGGAAAAAACCCGUUUAGAGAAAGCGAGUGUACUCAGAGAUUGCAGCGUGAAAGAAGAAGUCAUCCAAGAGCUGCAAGCAAAGAAACAAGAACUUGAAGAUGAAAGGCAGAGUCUAACAAACGACUUGUUCGUUGCCACAAGAAAGGUGUUAGCGCAGCAACAGAAUGCAGAGAGCUUAAUCAAUGAGAUUAAGCAACAGAACCGCGAGAUGAAAGGAACCAUCAGAAAUGCUCUUAACAAAGAAGGAAGAGUCGCAGAGAAAGAAAAUUUCAGUCAAGCAGAAAGCGAAACUAGUGUUUCAGACAAUGAGGCUCUAAUGCAGAAUUUGCGCCAAAGUAUCCGAGCUACAGAACGAAAUCUUGAUUUCUUCCGCGCGGAGGCCAAAGUAACCGAACACGAGACGAAGAGCUAUCAGCGAGACGUCGAUUUUAUCAACAAGGAGUUCGCUUUACUUCGAAAUCAGCUGUCCUUGUUUUCAACUACUUCUCAAAAGUUAUGCGAAGAGAUGAAAAAGCUCAAAGAAGAUCUGGCUCAGAAGGAAUCUUUGUUGGAAGAAAAGAAAGAACAGCACGACCACUUGAAAGAGGAAAAUCUGGAGAAUUGCGAAUCUAUAAUUCAACUACAGAACAAGUGCAGCGAGCUGGAGUCACUUUUUGGUGAAUACGAGAACAAAGCAGAAAAACAACACACGGAGCUGAUGCGCGCGAACCAACAGCUAUCAACACUGGAUUCAAAUCUAACAAGAACUGAACAAAAAAAGACAGCUCUGGAGAAAGAACUACUGGUCUGUCACGAGAAAAUCUCGCAUCUAGAAGCAAGUGCAAGAGCAAUGAAAGAGGAAGCUCGGAACGACAAAAAGAAGAUUGCCUCGCUAGAGGCAGAAUACAGCGAGAAGCAGACACUCAGUCGCGAGUUGGAGAAUACGGAAGCAAGUUUACGAGAACUCAGGAGCAAGUUAGAGGAUGUCUUGAAAGAGAAAGAAGAGGCCAAAACUGAGUUGUGUACAAUGAGAGAGGAGCUACGACAGGAUCAAUCCGAAUUAAAGAACACCCGUAAGGAGCUUGACAGUAUGAAAAAACAGAUGAAUUCGGAGAGGGACAUACGGCAAAAAGUGGAGCUGGACCUCAGUGAAAACACUGCGGUAUGCAAGACGUAUAGGAACAAUCUACAAGAUUUAGAACGUUCGAUUAGCAGACUGCAAGAGGAGAACUCGGACCUGGAGGAAAAAGUCAGUAUUUUAGAGACAACGGGAAACGCACUGAGAAAAGAGACGGAGCUACAGGCCAUUGAGAUGAAGAGACUUGAGGAAGAACUGGCGGAUAAGAAUGAUCAGUAUACGAGUCUUUACAAAAACCAUGAAGGAAGCGAGAAAGAGAGAAAGAAGUUAAUGAAUGAGAUGAUUGCCGCAGACGAGAAGAUUUCGAAGCUACAGGGAGCUUGUGAUGAGCUCCUGAAGGAGAAAGAAACGAGUUCCAGUAAAGUUAUGUCCCUUAAUGAGGCUUUAGAAGUCAUAAUCUCAAGCAACGAAGAAACUGCAGCCAGUUUGAAGAAUGAUUUGCUGCUAACGAAGAAGGAGCUUUCCGUGGCCACAAGUGCGCUGGACCGGCGACAAAAACAAUUGGAAGAGCUACAAGAAGAAUUGAAAAAGGACGAAAGCAAGAUCAAGUCGCUGGAAGAGAAGAAGCAGGAAGUAUUUGAGAAGUAUUGGGCUAAUCAAAACGAGCUAACGGAAGCCGAAGGAACCAUUCAAAACUUACGAGCAGAGAUCAGGGAACUAAAGGAGCAGAUUGCAUCAAGUGCGCAGAGGAACCAACACCUUCAAGAAACACUGCAAUCUGAAAGAGAAACAAACGAGAAAGAGGUAUCAGCAUGGAGCGAUCAGAUGACCAAGUUGAAAACACUGCAUCAGAAGGUAGUCGGAGAGCGUGGAAAUUUCAAGCAAGAGUUAGAGAUCACUCAGACAGCGUUAGCAAAGAUGGAAAACGACCUAAAACAAACAAAUGACGUUCUAAGCGAAAAAGAGAAAGUUUUUGAGAAAGACAUUACCAAACGCAAUCAAGAGUUGGAAGAUUUGUCAAUGCAAAACGCAAACUUGAAGAACGAGCUGACGAAGACCACAGAUGCGCUGGAAAAAACGCGCGCAGAAAGCGAUGAUCUGAAAGAGCGCUUGGAUAUCAAUUUAGAGAAGGUAGAGUGGUUGGAGAAGGAGCUCAAGGAACGAAAUACGGACGUAGAAGAUCUCUUGGCCGAAGCGCACGCAAAGCUUAACGUUGUACGCAAGAUGAAGGCUACGAACAGCGGCGAAUAUUUCGCAGAGCUGCCGUCAUCGGAAUUCAUGGCUAAAGAAGACGAGGAAGGGGUUGACGGGGGUGAUGCUCGCCCAGUUACACCAAUGAAUACAUCAAUGAAAGAUGUUGUGACCUCUCUCCAUGAAGCGUGCCUCUCGUCUUUUAACGACAACAGAGGACUUCAACAAGUGUUGGCUGAAAAAUCAGACGAAAUUGCUCGUCUGGACGAAGGUCUUCAAAAGGAGAAGAAUAACGCAGCUGAGAUGAAAAGAUACCUCCAUGAUUUGGAGAAGAAAAAAGGAAAAUUGGAAGAUGAUGUUAAAAGAUUGCGAAGACGUCUUGAAGCACUGAAACUCAAAUGCGUGGAAAUGGAAAAGGAGAAGGAUAAUGAAAUCACUGACUCUAAAGGAGAAAAGAUCGUACUGGAGAAGGAGCUGUGGGAUACGAAAGAGGCAUUAGAACAAACAAAGGCGCAGUUGAAAACCUCAGAAGAAGACAAGGAGAGAUAUUACAAGGAUCUAGAAGCCUCGCGAAGGCAGAUUGUUGAUGCUAAGAACGAAAUCAAAGGAAGUCAACAACAACUUGACACACUUCAGGAAAACAUUUUGCAGUUAAAGCGAAGGACAUUUGAGCUGGAGGCAAACGAUAAAGCGCAAGAGCAAGUGAUUCAAGAAAAAGAUAAAGAGCUUUGCAUAAAUCAAUCGAAGAUCCAAGAACUGGAAGAGAUGUAUGACAAUACCAAUGAGAAGAAAACGGAACUCUAUGCGAAGCUUGCAAGAGCGGACGAACGGAUGGCCACGUUAGAGGAGGACUGCAAGGAAAAUAGACUGGAGAAAGCCAGCCUCGAAAAUCAAAUUGCAGACUUGAAAAACAACGUUGAUGACAAAACUUCGAUGUUAGAGAAAAUGAAGGAUGAUUUACAACAUUCGCGCGAGAAAUGCGAAGAACUUGAGAUCCAGAGUGGAAGUCUUCAAGCAACUAACGAGAUCUUGAAGCAACAACUAGACACCACGAAAAGAGAUUGUGCUCAAUACCAAGCCCUGCUUCAUAAGGAGAAAGAACUUAGCAACGCUUUCAACGGCCAACUUCGCGAGGUCAAAUGCGAAAAGGAGAGUCUCGAUCGCGAAUUAAAAGGGGUCAUUGAACAGAAGGACCAUAUAAAACAUUUGCUGAAUAGAUCAGAAGAACAACUGACAGCUGCGGAGCAAAAAUCCGUCAAUUCCUUCCACGAGGUUGAGAACCUCAAACGACAGAUGGUGAAGAUCCAGAGUGGUGCAUGCGCUGACUCGGCGCGGAAACAACUGGAGCUUGGUAAGCUGAAAGCUGAGUCAGAGUCGCUGAAGAAAGAGCUGAAAGAAAAAGAAAAAGAAUACAACGAUAACGUCACCAAGUUCAAAGUGACAGAAAAAGAAAACGAAUUCCUAAAGAAAGAUCUGAUGCAGAAACACAACCGGGAAUCGGAGUUGAAGCUGGAUCUAACAUCCACUAACAGCAAACUUCAGAGCUAUGUCAUCGAGAGAGAAUGCUGGGAGAGAGAAGUCAAGUCUGUAAUUAGUGAAAUGGAACAGCAGAAGAACGCCAGUCUGUCAAAGGAGGAAAGGCUUGAACGACUGCGCACGCGCUACGAGAAUGAAGUCAAGGUUUUACAAGAUCGCGUUGAGGCCCUGGAGCGAGAAGUUCGCAUUAUCCAGGAGGCCAGUGAACAACAACGACACGCGGAUGAAAUAGCAGCCAAGCUUGCAAUUGAGUCCAAAGACAUGGAGAUUGACAACCUGAAGCUUCGUCUCCAGGCAACUAGGAUGCAUACCAGCGAAAAAAGCGACGUGUUGGAGAUCAUGAAAGACCAGCUGGACGAGAGAACAAGGCAGAUUGCGGAUCUAAUGGAGCAAUUACGGAUGUUGAAAGAGAGUUAUCAUCUUGAACUGGGGAGCUUACACGCAGACCUUAAGUGCGCUCAGAUGGAGAACAUGCUUCAGAAAAGAGGAGAGCUGGAAAACACCUCAGGAUCACGGCAGGAAGCUGAGCUUCUGGAGGCCAUUAAGCAGAGCAGAAAGGAAUCGGAGAGAUUGAGAAGUCUUCUGAAAGGCAAGAUGAAAGAAAUGAAAUCACUGAGAAAACAUAUCCUCACCGAGCGAGUAAGUGGAGGGAGAAAACCCGGGUAUACAAUGUAUUAGAGACCUUGUUGACUCUCGCGUAAGAACUUUGCAAAGCUAUACAUUAUAUGUGAAGAACAUUUAUGUCAUAAUACAAUGAGUGAAUAUCACUAGCUGAGUUUUUUUGCGUUCGCAAAACGAUCCAAAAUGUUUUUUUGUUUUGAGACGGCAAAUAGUUUGUUUGUACCAUGAAAAUCAUAUAUUUAUCGUGUGUGGACAAAGGCAAAGUUGCAUAAAUUACGUUUAACGAAUAGUUUAUCGAAGGUUUAUAGAGUAACUAUGACUUCCAGAGAUUAAGAAGAUGAUUUCCUCAUAAAGAGCCUUUAAUAUAUUGAACUGAAACAGUAUUUUUUUAACGUUUCGAACAAUCGCCAUUUCAAAAACAUACUGUUUGGAAUCAGAUGAGGUAUAAUGUGCGUCAGUUCCAAUGCAUGAAAGGAUUUUUCUUUUAAGGAAAAAGUUUUAAUAUUUUAACGUACUUACACGAAUGGAUUUCCGAUAAAAGCAGUUUCUUGUAAAUAAUCUAGGGUAUGCGUUGAUUUUCAAUAAAGUUAUCUUAAAGGA
Messenger RNA from Pocillopora damicornis (cauliflower coral), 12877 nucleotides. RefSeq lists its product as uncharacterized. NCBI's taxonomy places the organism in Eukaryota, Metazoa, Cnidaria, Anthozoa, Scleractinia, Pocilloporidae. The record is from RefSeq and is a predicted model, not a curated record.